Messenger RNA from Patiria miniata (bat star), 2150 nucleotides. Its product is annotated as voltage-dependent calcium channel subunit alpha-2/delta-1-like. The record is from RefSeq and is a predicted model, not a curated record. The transcript is spliced from 12 exons. Gene Ontology annotation, molecular function: voltage-gated calcium channel activity. NCBI's taxonomy places the organism in Eukaryota, Metazoa, Echinodermata, Asteroidea, Valvatida, Asterinidae. Gene Ontology annotation, cellular component: voltage-gated calcium channel complex. Bases 10 to 1821 code for a protein of 603 amino acids.
UUUAGAAAGAUGGAGAAGAUUAUGUGUUUGUGGUGGUUGCCCAUUCAUCACUUUUUUCAUUGUAAAAUGUUCGUUUUCAGUCGGAUCAACACGACGAAAUUCUGGUCGUCCAUCCUCUUAUUGGUAUUGGUUUCUCAGGCCUGUCAGGGAGAUUUCUCGAUCUUUUUAGACGAUGUAGAAAAUGAAAUUAACAAGUUGUCGGCGAAAACACUGUCACUGCAUCGAGGCGUGUGCAAUGAGCUGUCAUUGGACUGCACUUCCGUGUUUGAAAAGAAUAGUUUCGCUUGUAGCACCGAUGAAAUAGAAGGGGAAGGAUCAUAUUGCUCAUCAGAGCAGGGAACGGCGUAUUAUACCUCUGAACCUGGCUGUUCGCAGUGUAAAAACAGGCGUUUAAAUCAAGCCCAUUCUUUAGUUCGGACGGCGAGCAGUCGCUGUACAUGUCAGGACAUGAUGAAUGCUGAUAUGUGCUGGACAAAAGGUGUGGAAGAUGACCUAAAAACCACAAAUCUCUCUGGGUUACUAUGGCAACAGAUUGCUACCACUAAUGGAUUUACCAGACUUUAUCCCGGUUCUGCUCAAGAAGAAUGUUACAGCUAUGAUCCACGGCUACGUGCUUGGUUUGUUGCCGCGUCUGCAGGUCCCAAGGAUGUGGUCGUUCUGAUUGAUUCUAGUGCAUCUAUGAGUCUGGUACCUAGCAGCAGACAAGCAAGUAAUCUAUCUCUUAUGCAGCUAGCCAAACAAGCUGUCAGCCACGUACUCAGCACUCUCACAUUUGUUGAUUACGUAGCUGUGGCCAAAUUUUCAACCGAAUCUGAGCAAGUUACAGUGGAUGAGGUCUACACAUUAAUCCAAGCAACUCGGGACAACGUCAACGCUCUCAUUGAAGAAGUGAACAAGAUUCAACCUGAAGGUCACACCAACUUUGAGCAAGCCUUUAGACUUGCCUUCCGAGUGCUGGAACGGUCAGCUAGCGUUGGUCGCACCACGGCAUGUAAUAAGGCUAUCUUGUUUAUGACUGAUGGAUCACCAACCAGAGGAGAGGAUGACCCAACUACGCUUGCUGAGAUUGUUGAUGGCUUAAAUACAAGAUCGGAUGGAACCAAGAUUGCUAGUAUCUUCACCUACUCCAUCAGUGAAGUAGCUGAGACAGAGAUCUCCAAGCAUAUUGCUUGCAGUGCCCAUGGUUUGUGGUCCCAAGUAGAGACAGACACCGCAGCUAGUCUGCAAGAGCAGCUCAGCCAGUACUAUGAAUACUUCAGUACACUACACAAAGGGCCCAGCGGUAUCAUAUGGACUGAGCCCUAUCUAGAUGCCUUCGGUGCUGAUAUGGUCGUGACUGGGGCUAAGGCCGUGUAUGAGAGCUCUGAUGCAAGCCAGAGCAAGUUAGUCGCAGUAGUGGCUAUGGAUAUCUCCUAUGCAUACAUACAGAAGUUGGAGAGCAAUAAAGCAGCCAUGAUGACGGAACUACAGAGACGUCAGGCAUUCUGCCCCAAUAUCGCUAUGUACUCGAACUGUGAAUUGGAGGUGUUGAGGCAAAAGGUGUAUGCUGGGGGCUCAGUCAGCUAUGAGAGGAAUCCUGAUAAGAUCUGUGACGCUAGCAAUAUUUGUCCACUACCCAAUGACACGGCCUGUCCCAAUAGAGCAUUCCGCUACGAUAAAUGCACACAGCAUAGUCAAGCUACUCUAGAUUAUAAGGAAGCAGCUUGCUGUGGUCAGUUUCUGCCCUGUCAAUCCUCCAAUGUUCCUUCCGUUACCAUGUCACCGAUCCUGAAUGCUGCCCUCACACUGCUCCUAGCAAUCAUUGUCUGCGGCCUCUUAUGAUAGACAUGCGGGUUCCAAUAGUAAGCACAAUUCCAAACUACAAUUUUGUAUGAAAUACUUGUCGAGGCAUUUUCAACAUUUCCUGUGUCAAGCAAACAGUAUUGUAGCAUUGGCCGCAUUUUUUUGUAACUGAAGUUAAGCUGUUGAUGUCCUGUAAAAUCACAGUGAUCUGGUUGAGUCAUGACGGUUGUGAGUGAGGGUAGAAAGUAAAAUUUGUCAGGUGGCUUAUGGGUGGAAUCGUGACCGACUGGUCCAAAAGCACCAAACUUGGCAGUUAGAUUCUUAUAGCCCUGGAGAAGAUAUUUAGAAGGCGUAACACAUGAAAUUUG